This is a messenger RNA of Drosophila takahashii, 1759 nucleotides long. RefSeq names its product arylsulfatase B. NCBI's taxonomy places the organism in Eukaryota, Metazoa, Arthropoda, Insecta, Diptera, Drosophilidae. The record is from RefSeq and is a predicted model, not a curated record.
GGAGCUUUAAAAUGACUGGGAAAAUCCAUGGUCUGCUGGUAGUGAGUGCCAUACUCAGUCUGGCAAAUGGAUCUGGAAAUUCCACUAAGCCCAACAUUGUAAUAAUACUGAUCGAUGAUAUGGGCAUGAACGAUGUGAGUUUUCAUGGCUCGAAUCAGAUACUCACGCCGAAUAUUGAUGCCCUGGCCUACAAUGGUAUUCUGCUCAACAAGCACUAUGUUCCGAAUCUGUGCACUCCAUCCAGGGCCACCCUGCUAACCGGAAGAUAUCCCAUACACACAGGAAUGCAGCACUUUGUGAUCAUUACCGAUGAGCCCUGGAGUCUCCCUCAGCGAGAGCGUCUGAUGCCGGAACUUUUCCGGGAGGCCGGCUAUUCCACCCACUUGGUGGGAAAGUGGCACUUGGGCUUCUGGCGAAAGGACCUUACACCCACAAUGCGCGGAUUUGACCACCACUUUGGCUACUACAACGGAUACAUCGACUACUACGAUCAUCAGGUUCGAAUGCUCGACAGGAACUAUUCGGCAGGACUGGAUUUCCGACGGGAUCUUGAGCCCUGUCCCGAGGCAAAUGGAACUUACGCUACCGAAGCCUUUACUUCGGAAGCGAAAAGGAUUAUUGAGAAGCACGAUAAGAGCAAACCAUUGUUUAUGGUGCUCAGUCACUUGGCAGUACACACGGGCAACGAGGAUAAUCCGAUGCAGGCUCCCGAGGAGGAGGUUGCCAAGUUUGCCCACAUCAAGAAUCCUAAGCGGCGCACUUACGCUGGGAUGAUUUCUAGUCUGGAUAAAAGUGUGGCUCAGACGAUUGGUGCUUUGAAGGAUAAUGGAAUGCUGAAUAACAGCAUUAUCCUGCUUUACUCAGACAAUGGUGCCCCCACUGUGGGCAUUCACUCCAAUGCGGGCUCUAACUAUCCUUACCGCGGGCAAAAGGAAUCCCCGUGGGAGGGUGGCAUUCGAUCCGCCGGCGCCUUAUGGAGUCCGCUCCUCAAGGAGCAAGGAUAUGUGUCCAAUCAGGCUAUUCAUGCCGUGGAUUGGCUGCCCACACUGGCUGGAGCUGCCGGGGUGUCCUUGCCACUGGAUCUUCAGUUGGACGGAGUUAAUCUCUGGCCUUCGCUGAGCGGCAAUGAGGAACCGAAGCCCCGAACGAUGAUUCAUGUGCUGGAUGAAGUGUUCGGCUACUCAUCGUACAUGCGAGAUAAUCUUAAGUAUGUGAACGGAAGCAGCUUUGGGGGACAAUACGAUCAGUGGCUAGGAGAUCUGGAGCCCAACGAAGACGAUCCCUUGAGCGAGAGCUACGGACAGCAUGUCCUGGCAUCGGAAGUUCAACGCGUCCUGGGAAAUCGGGGAUUAACCGAGGAUCGCAUCCUGCAGAUGAGAAGCGAAGCCACCGAGAGGUGUCCCCCUAUUGAAGGGCAGAAUCCUCUAGAGCCCGAAUUCAAAUGUGAGCCCCUAAAGGCACACUGCUUUUUCGAUUUGGCCAAGGAUCCCUGUGAGCGAUACAAUCUAGCGGAAAGCUAUCCACUUCAACUGAAGGAACUUGCCGAAGAGGUGGAUCAAAUCCGUCGGACUGCGAUUCCUAGCGCCAGAGUUCCCAAAUCCGAUUCGCGGGCCAAUCCAGCUUACCACAACGGAAAUUGGGAGUGGUGGAACGAUACGGAAACGGAUUCAAGUUCCGGUACUUGUUCGUUAAAUAUAUGGAUUAUGAUGGGAAGUAUUAUAGGCCUAGCGUAUAGAAGAUAUUUAUAGUGGUAAGUUCU